This is a messenger RNA of Heteronotia binoei (common prickly gecko), 2518 nucleotides long. Its product is annotated as zinc finger protein 883-like. Gene Ontology annotation, biological process: regulation of transcription by RNA polymerase II. The record is from RefSeq and is a predicted model, not a curated record. Gene Ontology annotation, molecular function: DNA-binding transcription activator activity, RNA polymerase II-specific; RNA polymerase II cis-regulatory region sequence-specific DNA binding. The transcript is spliced from 4 exons. The coding region runs from base 247 to 2172 and encodes 641 amino acids. Gene Ontology annotation, cellular component: nucleus. Lineage: Eukaryota; Metazoa; Chordata; Lepidosauria; Squamata; Gekkonidae.
GCAGAGGGUCUUCUCGGGAAGUGACGGAGGGGGCCAGAUCCAGCCUCCUCUCGAGGAAUCCCUUCCUUUCCACAGAGCUUGCCAAAAACUCCCGGACGGGCACUUGCUGGCUGCGCUUGAGGUCCUUCGUUUCCUCUUCACGGGGCAACAGAAAGUUCAUAUCCCACACCCGCUUGACGGGCCUUCGACUAGGAGAAGCCUCUCUUCUCAGCCAAGUGAGUGAAGGCAUCGUUUCACAGAAGGGAGAUGGAAGAACAGGACCCAGAAGGACCUGGAACUGGCAAGGCAGCAAGCAAAGGCCCCCUUCUCCUGCAAGCUGGGAAUGGUGUUGAAUUCCAAGAAAGAGCCGUUCCAGAGAUCCUGGCUAAGGACAUUGUGACCUCAGAUAUACAUUGCCAAAGGUUCCGGCUGUUCCAGUACCACAUGGCUGAUGGGCCCCGGGAAGUUUGCAGCCAGCUCCAUGGACUUUGCAACCACUGGCUGAAGCCAGAGAGGCAUACCAAAGAGCAGAUCCUGGAUCUGGUGAUCCUGGAGCAGUUCCUGGCCAUCCUGCCCCCGGAGAUGCAGUGCUGGGUCCAAGGGUGUGGGCCAGAGACCAGUUCCCAGGCAGUGGCCCUGGCUGAAGGUUUCUUUCUGAGUCAGGCAGAGGGGAAGAGGCAGGCAAAACAGAUGUGGGAGCCAUCCAUGAAGACAGAAGAUGCAUUCCCUCAAGUGGAAGGAACUUUCUUAGAGCAAGGGCAGAGUGCUCAAACCAUGGAUCAUGCCCAAGGUGCCCUCUCCUGUGCAGAAGAUGAUCAGAAGUGUGAGGAGAGUGAGGAACUUCAUCAGCAAUCACCAGAUAAAGUUCAAAAGGAAGACGUGAAAGGAAACUUCUGUCAUCAAGGCAAACCAAAGAGUCAGAAAGGCAGCCAAGGGGGGGAUUUCCAAAAAGUCAUUCACAUGGAGAAAGAAACAUACGAGUGCUAUGGAAUGAACUUUUCAGAUCAAACCCAAUAUAAUGUCCAUUUCCAUGGAAAGAAAUUCAGUUUGAAUGACACUCUUGAAAACCAUCCAAAACCUCACAAAGUGGAAAAACCUUUUGAAUACUUAGAAGGUAAAAAGAAAUUUAGUAGGCAUGGCCAUCUUCUACAUCACCAAAGAACCCACACAGGGGGGAAACCUUUUGGAGACUCAGAGUGUGGAAAGAGAUUUAAUCAGCUUGGACAACUUCAGCAGCAUCAAAGCACCCACAAAGGGGAGAAACCUUUUGAGUGCUCAGAGUGUGGGAAGAGAUUCAGUUGGAAUAGCAAUCUUCAAAAGCAUCAAAGAACCCACACAGGGGAGAAACCUUUUGAGUGCUUGGCGUGUGGGAAAAAAUUCAGUAACAGUGGCAAUCUUCAGCAGCAUCAAAGAACCCACACGGGAGAGAAACCUUUUGAGUGCUCGGAGUGUGGGAAAAAAUUCAAUUACAGUAGCAAUCUUCGAGAGCAUCAAAGAACCCACACGGGAGAGAAACCUUUUGAGUGUUUGGUGUGUGGAAAGAGAUUCAGUCAGAGUAGCAGUCUUCAAGUGCAUCAAAGAACCCAUACAGGGGAGAAACCUUUUGAGUGCUCAGAGUGUGGGAAGAGAUUUAGUCUUCUUUGCAAUCUUCAAGUGCAUCAAAGAACCCACACAGGGGAGAAACCUUUCGAGUGCUUGGUGUGUGGAAAGAGAUUCAAUGACAGUAGCAAGCUUCAACUGCACGAAAGAACCCACACAGGGGAGAAAACUUUUGAAUGCUCAGAAUGUGGGAAGAGAUUCAGUCAGAGUUGCAAUCUUCAACAGCAUCAAAGAACUCACACAGCGGAGAAACCUUUCCAGUGCUCAGAGUGUGGGAAGAGAUUCAGUGACAGUAGCAAGCUUAAGCAUCAUCACAGAACCCACACAGGGGAGAAACCUUUUGAGUGCUCAGAGUGUGGAAGAAGAUUUAGUCUUCUUGGCAAUCUUCAGGUGCAUCGAAGAAUCCACACAGGGGAGAAACCUUUUGAGUGCUCACAGUGUGGGAAGAGGUUCAGUUCCAAUGGCAAUCUUCAAAAACAUCAAAGAACCCAUACAGGGGAGAAACCUUUUGAGUGCUCAGAGUGUGGGAAGAGAUUUAGUCAGAGUAUCCAUCUUCAACAUCAUCAAAGAACCCACAUGGGAGAAACUUUGUAAGUGUUCAGACUGGAAGAAAUUUAGAGAGCAAUCCUAAGCCGGUCUACUCUGAAUUCUACUAAGUUCUAUUCAAUAGGGCUUACUCCCAGGAAAGUGCUCUUAGGAUUGCACUGUCAAUCAACUUGGCAAUUUUUAGCCGCAUCAAGGAAGCCAGUCUUCAGCAGCAUCAAAGAAUCCACACAGAGGAGAAACCUUUUGAGUGCUCAGACUGGAAAGUGAAGAGAUUCAUACAGCAUGGCAGUCUUCGAAAGCAUCAACGAACCCACACAAGUAGAAGCCAUUGAAGUAUUUAGUCUGUGAAAAUAAGUUUUCUCUUAUUUCACACAUAAAAGACAAUCACAGACUA